This is a messenger RNA of Danio rerio (zebrafish), 4443 nucleotides long. Lineage: Eukaryota; Metazoa; Chordata; Actinopteri; Cypriniformes; Danionidae. The record is from RefSeq and is a predicted model, not a curated record.
GCACAAAUGAGUCACGCUUCUCCUCACUGACAGAAGCAGCAGAAGAAGUGACAGCUCCAGUGUUGACAGGAAGAGCUUCUUGGCUGUGUGCAGACAUGAGUGUUCCGGACUACCUGCAGUGUGCUGAAGACCAUCAGACAGUCCUGGUGGUGGUCCAGCCAGUGGGCAUCGUUCCCGAAGAGCAGUUCUUCCGCAUCUACAAGCGUGUGGCCAGCGUGAGUCAGGUCAGCAUCCGCGACUCCCAGCGCGUCCUGUUCAUCCGCUACCGCCACCAUUACCCACCUGAAAACAACGACUGGGGCGACUUUCAGACCCACCGCAAAGUGGUCGGCCUCAUUUCCGUGACCAGCUGCGGCUCAGCCAAAGAGUGGCCGCAAACUUCAGAUCGUUUCCACGGGCAGAAAGAGGUGUUCGGCUCCACACUGUACGACUCUCGCCUGCUGGUGUUCGGGCUGCAGGGGGAAGUGGCCGAACAGCAGAGGACAGACGUGGCCUUUUAUCCCAGCUUCGACGACUGUCCUGAUGUGGAGAAGCGAGUGGAGGAUUUCGUGGAGUCCAUCUUUAUUGUGCUGGAGUCCAAAAGGCUGGACAGGGCAACGGAUAAAUCUGGAGAUAAGAUACAGCUGCUGUGCGUGCCCUUCGAGAAGAAGGACUUUGUGGGGUUGGACACGGACAGCAGGCACUAUAAGAAGCGCUGUCAGGGCCGCAUGAGGAAGCACGUCGGGGAUCUGUGUCUGCAGGCGGGCAUGUUGCAGGACGCCCUCGUUCAUUAUCACAUGGCCGUGGAGCUGCUGCGCUCUGUUAAUGACUUCCUGUGGCUGGGAGCUGCUUUGGAGGGUCUGUGUUCUGCGUCUGUUAUCUUCCAUUACCCAGGAGGCACUGCAGGGAAGAGUGGAGCCCGCAAGCCUGGCGUCUCCUCUGCUGCAGACGCUGGAAAGAGACACAGACCUGGCGCUCAAGAAGUUCUCAUUGAUCCAGGUGCUCUGACGGCCAAUGGGAUCAGCGCAGACACAAGCACUGAGAUCGGCCGAGCCAAAAACUGCCUGAGUCAAGAGGACAUCAUCGAGAAAUACAAGGAGGCCAUUUCCUACUACGGCAAGUAUAAGAGCGCUGGAGUGAUUGAGCUGGAGGCCUGUAUUAAAGCAGUCCGAGUUUUGGCUAUUCAGAAACGAGCCAUGGAGGCAUCUGAGUUUCUCCAGAACGCAGUUUACAUCAACCUGGGCCAGCUGUCAGAAGAAGAGAAGAUCCAGCGGUACAGUGUGCUGUCGGAGCUGUAUGAGCUCAUCGGCUUCCACCGUAAAUCUGCUUUCUUUAAACGUGUUGCCGCCAUGCAGUGUGUGGCUCCCACAAUCCCUGAGCCGGGCUGGAAGGCCUGUUACAAACUCCUGUUGGAGACCCUGCCAGGAUAUAGCCUCUCGCUGGACCCCAAAGACUUCAGCAAAGGGACUCAUCGUGGAUGGGCAGCAGUGCAGUUGCGGUUGCUUCAUGAGCUUGUUUACGCGUCUCGUCGUAUGGGGAACCCAGGCCUGUCAGUCAGACAUCUCUCUUUCCUGCUGCAGACCAUGCUGGACUUCCUCUCAGACCAGGAGAAAAAAGAAGUGACCCAGAGCUUGGAGAACUACACGUCAAAGUGUCCAGGAGGAAUGGAGGUGAUCAGCCUUCCUGACGGACUCAAACUUCCCCCUGUUCCUUUCACCAAACUGCCCAUCGUCAGAUCAGUGUCUCUGCUUAACCUCCCAGUAGGCCUGCGUCCUCACAAGGUGAAAGGCCUUUUGGCACAGGGAAUGUCCACCGCCAGUCCAUUCAUCUACUCUCCCAUCACCGUGCACAGCAGAGGGGACGAGCGCUCCAAGAAGAUCGAUUUCCAGUGGGUUCAGGGCGAUGUGUGUGAGGUGCAGUUAAUGGUCUACAAUCCAAUGCCUUUUGAACUGCGAGUGGAGAAUAUGGGUCUGUUGACAUCCGGUGUGGAUUUCGAGUCUCUUCCUGCUGCUCUGUCUUUACCGGCGGAGUCUGGUCUUUAUCCGGUUACUCUGGUUGGAGUUCCUCGCACUGCAGGCAACAUCACAAUCAACGGUUAUCACACGUCCGUGUUCGGGGUGAGCAGUGACUGUAUCCUGGAGGGUCUGAUGGGGGUGAAGAGCAGCGGGUGUAUGGUGGAGGUGGUCCCGUCGCUGCCUCGACUGCAGCUCAGCACGUCUUUACCCAGGUCAGCUCAUCUCUCCACUGAAGACCUGUCCACCAGCGUGUCCCUGCAGCUGUUUAAUGGUGAGACUCAACAGCUGACCAUCACUUUGGAGAACAUCGGCACAGAGACGCUGAACACGCUGGAGCUGACGUCCAAAAUUCUCAGCACUAAAGAGAAGCUGUUUGGUGAGUUCUUGAGCUGGGAUCUGCAGGACGCUCUGUCCCGCCUGCCUCUCAAAUCCGGUCAGUCCAUCUCCAUCCCGGUCAACAUCCGGGCCAAACUGGACUUCUCCGGUCAGGAAAACCUGCUUCAUGACCUGAACGAUGAUGGUAUCAGUGUAACAGGUCUGCCUGUUUCCAGCCCGCUAAGGCAGGUCUUAAAGCCACGCGCUGAAAAUAAACCAGCCACCACUGACGCCAGCAAGAGCGAGUACAAUCACGUCAAGACGCUGGAGGCUGUGUUGACCUUUAAGUACAGCGGUGGAGCAGGUCAGGUGGAAGGCUACUACCGAGAGCUCAGUCUGGGGGUCCGAGUCGAUGUCGAACCAUCAGUUUUCUUCACGAGGGUCAGCACUUUACCUGCCACCAGCACUCGUCAGUGUCACCUGCUGCUGGAUGUGUUCAACUCCACUGAACACCAGCUCACGCUCUCUGCCAAAAACAACCAGGACCUGGUGCUGCACGCCAGCGAGUGUCAGAGGAUGGCCAUUCAGGUGGAUAAGUUUGAUUUUGAGAGUCUGCCUGUGAUGGACCAUGAUGCAUCUGGCCUGUCUACUGUCCGCCAGCAGGAGGAGAAGAGACAGCAGGUUCAGGGAGGACUGAUCAACAGCACACUGGACAUCCACUGGACCAUCUCGUCUCUUCAGCGCGGCGGGGAGGCCAGUGUGGAGGGCGUCCUUAACCAGCUGAUCCUGGAGCAUCUGCAGCUGGCUCCUCUUCAGUGGGAUGUGCUGGUGAACGGGAAGCCGUGUGAUUGUGACGUGGUUGCCGACUGUAAUGUUGGAGAUGCCGUGCCGUUAGAGGUGAAACUGACCAAUCGCAGUAAGAGCGCCGUCGGGCCCUUUUCUCUGACCGUCGUCCCCUUCCAGGACUAUCAGAACGGGGUGCAAAACUACGAGCUGCAGGACGCCGUCACCUUCAUCGGCUCCAACACCUUCUACAUCAACUCGGUGAAACCCACAGAGGACUCAGUGUGUGUAGGAGCUCUGCUCUUCUUAUACACCGGCGACUUCUUUCUCAACAUCAAGUUUCAGGAUGACAGCGCUGGACGAGAGCUGCCCCCAGCCUGGUUCUGCCUGCCCAGCGUCCACAUCAAAGCCCAGGAGCCAAUUGAAGCCGGCGCAUGACCUUUGACCUCUGACAGACUCAGUAGGCCUCUGAGCUGAUCUAGAUAUUUAUUACAGAGUCUAGAGUAUCAGUGGACGAAGCUGCAGAUGUUGCCAAAUCCUCCACUUUAGGUUUAGUUUUUCUCUUUAACUCUUAAAAACUGGCAGAAAAGAUGAUCAUUUUUCUGAAAACCAAUGUAAAAUGUGAAAUCUGCUGGUUAGCUUCAUGAGUCAGUUUAAGGAAACUUGUCCAGCUUAUAUUUUAAGCAAACAUGUAAAGAAACAGCAAGAAUAAUUCAGAUUUAUUUGAAACUUUAAUCUUGAAGGCAUUUUCUUUUCGAUUAUGACAUUAUUUUAAUCAUAAUAAAGCACUUUUUUUUUGCACAACUCUCAUUACUGUAAUGUUUACUUUAUAAAAAAAUACUAAUGAAUUAGUAAAAAAAAUUUGAUGGCAACAUAAUUUAAGCUUAUAUUGAAUACUAAUAAUUAUUAAUAAAUAUAUAACCCAUAAAUUUAUAUAUACUGUAUAUAGUUUUUAGUUUUAUAGUAUUUUCACUUUUCCAACUAACAAUAUAUAUACAGUAUAUAGUUAAACUAAGGAAAUUAAGAAACUACUUGAAUUUAUUUAUUCAUUCAUUCAUUUAAACAGAGAGCAAAAAUCAGUCAAAGGCAUUCGAAAGAUGUGGGGAAAAAUAUUACAAAAGUCUUUAUUCACAUGGCUAAUCUUUAAAGAACUUACACAUUUUGGCAGAGAGCUGUCUUCAUCAGGGUAACAGUGAUCAGGUGAGUAUGGAGUUUUUUUAUUUUAAAUCUAUGGUCUCAUUACUCAUUAGAAUAUCGAAACCAUAUUAAAACAAUAUAUUAAACAACGUCAACUCAACAAUCAUCAUUAAUUUAGCAUUAGAGGAAGGAAUAUAUAUAUAUAUACAGUAUA